This is a messenger RNA of Patella vulgata (common limpet), 1780 nucleotides long. RefSeq lists its product as uncharacterized. The transcript is spliced from 4 exons. The record is from RefSeq and is a predicted model, not a curated record. Bases 104 to 1141 code for a protein of 345 amino acids. Lineage: Eukaryota; Metazoa; Mollusca; Gastropoda; Patellidae. Gene Ontology annotation, biological process: carbohydrate metabolic process.
AUGAUAACAGAUAUACAAGGUCGAUUGUUGAUUAACUUUUUAUCUUUUAUACACAGGUAACCUCUACAGGUAGACAUAGUCUUUUUAACAGUAGGUAGAGAAAAUGGAGUACCGGGAUUCUAGUGAACGAGCUGUCAAGUUCUUGGCUGAGAGACUAAACGAGAAGGGGCAACAACCGGAAGAGGAUAUGAGGAAGGAAGUAUCGUCUAUUUAUAAACUACCCAAUCAGUUAUUGUUAUCUGGUAGAGAAGCCUUGUGUAUGAAGGUUUUAGAUGAUAUUAAAAAAAGAUUUUUGGCCCCAGAUGGCGACUUCCUUUCAUUCCCAGAGAAAACCGGCUGGCAGAGAAAGACAUCGUUAUGGCUUCUGGCUUAUAACUGGCCAUACGUGAACGGCUGGUUGACGGUGACUGCUCAACGUGCUGCUAGAUAUGACAUAUCCAGACCGGCAUAUAAUUAUAUCUUAAAUUUUUAUAAUCCCGUCCGAAAUGGUUUCUUAUGGCGGGAAGCCUACGACAGCUCAAAGGGUGGAAAGGGUAUUGACCAAUCCAUAUGUGCGUUUAUGUGCGGUCACCUUGGUUACACCAGUUUGUUUAUGGGAGAUUUUGAUAGAGCAAGAGCAACUGCCGAAGUCUUAUGUCGCUUUGUAUCCAAGCAACCGAAUCUCGAUAAAGAGUUCCUAAUAAAGAUGGACGCCAGUACUGGCGAACUGAUGUCGAGUGGCUGGAAAGACGAGGACAAAACCUUUUUCACGAUUGAUAGAAAGGAGGCUGAUAAUCGCUACUACCAGCUCGGUUUCCCAGUCAUAUUCUUACAAAAGAUGUACUUAGCAACCGGUGAAAAGCAUUUCCUAAACGCCGCAUGCGCCAUCUUGGAUUUUGCAGACACGUGCCAUCCGAAUGUAUAUAAGUAUUACAAGACGCAUAAAGUUGGUUACGGUGCCGCUCUGGUUGCUAGGGCCACCGGAAAUGAAAAGUACCGAACGAUGGCCAAGAAGAUUGCUGAUAAUAUCCUGACAUUCCAGGAACCAAGCGGCCUGUUUUUACCCGACUGUCCAAUGCUAGAACGACUCGAUCAAUCAGCCGAAUAUUCGGGAUGGUUACGAGAAAUAUAUGUAGAAUUGGACGGUUUUGUUGCCAAAUAAUUCUUUAAAGUAACGGUGCUCCAUUGGCAUUUUUCGCUAAAUUAUCAAAUUUCUCACGGCGUAAUCCACGCUAAUAUGUACUCAGAUUGAUUAUUUAUUAUACAAAAUACCACAGCUAGAUAAUAUACCGGCUUGGAUUCAAUUAGGCCUAUCAUUAAAUGAUGGCGGGUUAUUGCAUAGCGAGCAGCAUAGAUUGACAUAUCUCUGUAACUACUGAACGGAAUUGAACCAUUAUUGAUUCACCUUUUACAAUAUUAUAGUUUGUAAGUGAUUCCUUUUGCUUAAAAUGGCGCAUCGGGACUUUAAAACGUCCAGAAUUAUAAGCCUGUAAAUAUAUAUUUUAUAAAACCUGAAAUCGUACUUGCCAUCGAAAGCUCUAGCCUGAUAUUAGGCAGUUGGAAGAGAAUAACGUCUGACUAUAACAUUCAGAACAGCGUCUAACUAUAGGCCUAACAUUCAGAACAACUCCCCUGACAACAUUCAGAACAACUCCUGACUACAACAUUCAGAACAACUCCUGACUAUAACAUUCAGAACAACGUCUAAUUAUAACAUUCAGAACAAGCGUAAUAUUUUUACAUUUAUACAAUCGAAUGACUUGGUUUCCUUGACAACAAAAUGUAUUUAUAAAGAAAGGUU